ACUGGAGCGAGUUUGCAGAAGUCUAUAGAGCUCUUGUCAGAAUGGAUGUUUUAGCAGUUCCCCCAAAAAGAGAAGAGGGCUGGUACUUGUCUCUUAUGGCACCAAACACAAAAGGACCAAAGUUUGCAUGGCUUGAUCCAUCAAGACUCUAUUGCAAUUCCCAGGCACUGUCAGAUUGUGUAAAAGAUCUUCUCAAACCAUUCCAGAAUGAGACCAUUGACCUGGUGGCUGGAAUAGAUGCCAUGGGCUUCAUCCUCGGGUCAGCUGUAGCCACAACAUUGGGAAAAGGAUUUCUGGCUAUUCGUAAAGCAGGACACUUAUGUGUUGAAACUCACACUCAGGACUACAGUGACUAUUCUGGACGAGAGAAAGUCAUGGAAGUGCGUGUUGAUGUGUUAAAGCCAGGCUUACGGGUUCUUUUAGUAGACCAGUGGAUCGAGACGGGAGGAACUAUGAGAGCUGCUAUCAAACUGGUGGAGAAUCAAGGAGCUACUGUUGUAGGUAUUGCUGCUGUGGCCAUUGAAAACAGUGAAGGAGGAAAAUGGCUGAAGGAAAACUAUAAAUAUUCCCACUGCAUUCCGAAAGAGCUGCAAUCUCAAAUAGACAGUCAAUAUCUGGAGUUCUUCAAGAACUUCAGUGUUUAAGGCAUGACAAUCAGGUACAUAUUCAAGUGGAAUGUAAUAUUUGAUUUACAUUUCGCUUUGACAGGAUUUAAACAUUGCCAAUAAAUCCUCACUGUAAAACAUGUAUACAGCACUGAUUUUAUAUUGCUGGUAUUAAAUGUAGAAAGUGCCAUAUAAAUCGAAAUAUAAUAUUUUAAUACACAUCUAUGUUUUGUUUCUAUUUCUAUAAUUAUAAUAAUGAUAAUAUAGAUGGGUUUUACAUUUACAUGACAUGUCCAGAUGUGUUACAUAUACACAUUCAUAUGAGAUAGACAAAAUCUAAAAUUGAGAUUUAAGGUUACCCCAAUUAAAAAUAGUUUUCAAAUGUUUUUACUUCACAUGACAGUAUAUUUCACUUAAGAAUUUAAUAACUGUACAUGUAAUAUUGCUGCAAAUGAUUCAGCUCAAACGUAGUGACAUGCAAUUGUGCACCAUGCCAUUCUAAACUUGAUAUUAUAUCAUAUUGGAAAUAAACCAAUUUGUGUAUGGUUGUUACACAAAAAUACCAAUAGAGGACGCUAUCACACUGUAACUGAGAUUUCUAACUUGAAACCGGUAAAUUUAUCAGUGGUUUAAUCUUUUAAUCAAACAACAUUAAUACAGUAAUAACAUUAAAAAAGGCGUAUUUCACUUUACGUGAGAGGUUUUUAAAUAAAUAAAUGGCUCAUUAAAAAAAGAAAAGCAUUUUAUUUAUAAUAAAAUUGCUGGUCACAGAAAACUACCAUCUGUAUGUAAGCCCUAAUACUUAUAAAGUUUUACAGCAAGAUGAAGCUAUAUAAAGGAAUUCCUAUACAACUUCCAUUUUAAUAAACAGCACUUUUGAUAUA
Danio rerio (zebrafish) is the source of this 1489-nucleotide messenger RNA. RefSeq names its product zgc:174895. The record is from RefSeq and is marked provisional. Gene Ontology annotation, cellular component: cytoplasm. Gene Ontology annotation, molecular function: adenine phosphoribosyltransferase activity. NCBI's taxonomy places the organism in Eukaryota, Metazoa, Chordata, Actinopteri, Cypriniformes, Danionidae.